Messenger RNA from Gastrolobium bilobum, 3293 nucleotides. RefSeq names its product alpha,alpha-trehalose-phosphate synthase [UDP-forming] 6-like. Bases 463 to 3021 code for a protein of 852 amino acids. Gene Ontology annotation, cellular component: cytosol. Gene Ontology annotation, biological process: trehalose biosynthetic process. The transcript has 3 exons. Gene Ontology annotation, molecular function: catalytic activity. The record is from RefSeq and is a predicted model, not a curated record. NCBI's taxonomy places the organism in Eukaryota, Viridiplantae, Streptophyta, Magnoliopsida, Fabales, Fabaceae.
UUCAAUUGCUUGUUAAUUUUUAUUAUUAUUAUCUUUUUAUCUUUGCCCCGUUGCUCUCUUAAGCUAUCUGUUCUUCUAAGUUCUGUCCAUUUAUGACAUCAAUCUCUGGUGGGUUGUUUGGUUGCUGUUGCUUGUUGUAGCUGUUUAUGUGAUCUGAAUCUGUUCCAAUUCCUUUUGUUUGUUUCUUCUGGAUUGCAAGUAACUAUAUGUUUUAUCCCUCCCUUGCUUUGAUCCACUUAUCUAAGCUUAUCUUCAAACAAGUUCUGCUCUCCCUUUUGAUGCUAUUCAUUGUUACUCAUCACAGAUUCACCUCUUGCCAUUUCAUGCUUUGUGAUUUCUCUUUUGCUCAAUUCAGGACUAGUAUUAGCUGACCCAGAACUCAAAACAUAGUCUUGUUCACUUGUCUGUUAUGUGGGUAUUGUGUUUUCGAAGUAUUGUGUGUUAGCUUGGGAUUAUAAAAGAAUGGUGUCAAGAUCCUAUUCAAAUCUAUUAGACCUGGCCUCUGGUGAGGCUCCAUCAUUUGGGUAUAUGAACAGGAGAAUUCCAAGGAUUAUGACUGUGGCUGGGUUGAUAUCUGAUGUUGAUGAUGACCCAGAGGAGAGUGUGUGCUCUGAUCCAUCUUCUUCUACAGUGCACAGAGACAGGAUCAUAAUAGUGGCUAAUCAGCUCCCUAUUAGGGCUCAGAGGAAGCCAGAUGGUAAUAGGAAUUGGUCUUUUGAAUGGGAUGAGAAUUCACUUCUUCAAUUGAAAGAUGGAUUAGGGGAUGAUGAUAUUGAGGUUAUUUAUGUUGGAUGUCUUAAGGAAGAUGUUCAUCUAAAUGAACAGGAUGAGGUUUCACAGAUACUUCUUGAGAACUACAAGUGUGUCCCAACUUUUCUCCCACCUGAUAUGUUUACUAGGUACUAUCAUGGGUUUUGCAAACAACAGUUGUGGCCACUGUUUCAUUACAUGUUGCCUCUGUCACCAGAACUUGGUGGUAGGUUUAAUAGGUCACUUUGGCAAGCUUAUGUCUCAGUCAAUAAAAUUUUUGCAGAUAGGAUCAUGGAAGUUAUUAACCCUGAAGAUGAUUUUGUGUGGAUACAUGAUUAUCAUCUGAUGGUGUUACCAACUUUCUUAAGGAAGAGAUUUAACAGAGUUAAACUGGGAUUCUUCCUUCAUAGCCCAUUCCCUUCAUCAGAAAUAUAUAAGACAUUGCCUGUUAGGGAAGAGCUCUUGAGAGCCCUCCUUAAUUCGGAUUUGAUUGGGUUCCACACUUUUGAUUAUGCGCGACAUUUCCUCUCCUGUUGUAGUCGGAUGCUCGGUCUUACCUACGAAUCGAAGCGUGGUUACAUUGGGAUAGAGUAUUAUGGUAGGACUGUUAGUAUCAAAAUUCUUCCUGUUGGUAUACAUAUGGGUCAGCUUCAAUCAGUUUUAAGACUGCCGAAGACUGAAGAAAAAGUUUGUGAGCUCAUUAGACAGUUUUCUGAUCGAGGAAGGACAAUGUUGCUUGGGGUGGAUGACAUGGAUAUUUUUAAGGGUAUAAGUUUGAAGCUAUUGGCCAUGGAGCAGCUUCUCAUGCAGCACCCUGAGUAUCAGGGAAAGGUAGUACUGGUCCAGAUAGCUAAUCCUGCGAGGGGACGGGGGAAGGAUGUGAAAGAAGUGCAAGCUGAGACGAAGGCCACCGUAAAACGGAUUAAUGAAUCAUUUGGGAAACCCGGGUAUGAUCCUGUUAUUCUGAUUGAGGAGCCUCUCGAGUUUUAUGAGAGGGUUGCAUACUAUGUUGUUGCGGAGUGUUGUUUGGUCACUGCAGUAAGGGAUGGAAUGAAUCUCAUACCAUAUGAAUAUAUAAUUAGUCGUCAAGGAAAUGAAACAUUGGAUAAAGUUUUGGGGUUAGCUUCCUCCCCUAAGAAGAAAAGCAUGUUAGUUGUGUCUGAGUUCAUUGGCUGUUCUCCAUCUUUAAGUGGAGCAAUCAGAGUGAACCCGUGGAAUGUGGAUGCAGUAGCAGAUGCAAUGGACACUGCCUUGGAAAUGGCUGAUUCAGAGAAACAGCUUAGGCAUGAAAAACAUUAUAGAUAUGUUAGUACUCAUGAUGUUGGUUACUGGGCCCGAAGCUUCUUACAAGAUUUGGAAAGGACUUGUAGUGAUCAUGUACGGCGAAGGUGGUGGGGAAUUGGGUUUGGAUUAAGUUUUAGAGUUGUAGCACUUGAUCCAAACUUCAGGAAGCUCUCAAUGGAGCACAUAGUUUCAGCUUACAAGCGGACAACAACUAGGGCAAUUCUUCUAGACUAUGAUGGUACACUAAUGCCUCAGGCUUCCAUUGAUAAGAGCCCAACCAGUAAAUCCAUUGAAAUUCUUAGUAGUUUGUGUAGAGAUAAGAACAACGUGGUGUUUCUUGUUAGUGCUAGAAGCCGAAAGACACUUAAUGAAUGGUUUUCUCCUUGUGAGAAUCUCGGAAUUGCAGCUGAGCAUGGUUACUUUCUAAGAAUGAAGCGAGAUGAAGAAUGGGAAACAUGUGUUCCUGCGAUAGACCAUAGUUGGAAACAAAUUGCAGAGCCGGUAAUGAAACUUUAUACUGAAACAACUGAUGGAUCCACCAUUGAAGAUAAGGAGACUGCACUUGUCUGGUGCUAUGAGGAUGCAGAUCCAGAUUUUGGAUCAUGCCAAGCUAAGGAACUUCUUGAUCAUCUGGAAAGUGUGCUUGCAAAUGAACCAGUAACAGUCAAGAGUGGCCAGAAUAAUGUAGAGGUUAAACCACAGGGUGUGAGCAAGGGACUAGUGGCCAAACGCCUUCUUUCUGCAAUGCAAGAAAAGGAAAUGUCACCUGAUUUUGUUUUGUGUAUAGGAGAUGACAGGUCUGAUGAAGACAUGUUUGAGGUAAUCACAAGUUCAAUGGCUGGUCCAAUUGCUCCAAGGGCUGAAGUGUUUGCAUGCACUGUUGGUCGAAAACCCAGUAAAGCUAAGUACUAUCUUGAUGAUACAGCUGAAAUAGUGAGAUUGAUUCAGGGUUUAGCCUGUGUUUCUGAACAAAGAGUUCUAUGUUAAGCAAGGGAAAGGUGUUGGUGAAAAAGGAAUUGCACUUGCUUUUCUUUGUCAUUGAGCAUGUAGGGUCAGUUAUGCUCUCCAUACAAGUUCUUUUUGUUUUCUUUAUAUUCCAUGUAAAUUAUUAUAGUUGUUACCGAGAGAAGUUCUGUAUCGAAUUCUGUUCCCUUAAAUGCUUGAUUUCUAUAAGGAAAACUUGUACAUAUGUUUAGUUUUCCGCUAUGAACACAGCUUUGCAUUCCUUUGUUAAAUGAUGCCGUCUGUUUCUGACUUUA